GGGCAGCGGGGCUGGCGAGGAGGCAGGCGUGGGCCAGCAGCGCCAGCAGCCACCGCUUGGCUUCCCGCGCGGGGCCGCUUUGGCAGCACAGGGCACGGGCACGUGUCGAGUCGGGGGGGCAGGAGCACGGGCACUCCCGGACGCGCAUCCUCCCCGCCAGUGAAUGGCGUGUCCCGGGCCCGCGAGCGGAGCCGCUCCUCCGCCACUCGGCAGCAAAGUUCUCAGUCCUGCGCCUUCCCUGAGCCCGCAGCACUGGCUGCGGCCGCCCGGGCAGACACCAGCUCCUCGGGGCGGGUGGGGCCGCUCAGCAGCCGCAGCCAGCACCACCCCCAGCUGGGGUGGGGUUCGGCCCCACGAGGGACCUGGCCAGGCCAAGCUGCGCUGACGCUGUGCGUGUGGGAACCUUGUCCCUUUCCAAGCCCUUCAGCAGCCAUUAUGAAGCUGCUGAGGGGCUGGGGGAGGUUUCCCGUCGCAGUACCGCGGGCCACAGAAAAUGCUUUGACAGGCCGCAUGGCAGCCCGCGGGCUGUAUGUUGGACAAGACUGGUCUAGAAGCUGCUGACCUGACCCAAAAGUAUGCUGCAUGUGUUUCCACGACAAUUCCUGGUGCCGUGACUCGGAUCCAGAACACAGGCUGAGGAAGGAGGACCGCAGGCUGCCCCCCCCGAAUCCCGAGGCGCCAAACUUGAGAGGUCUGUUCAUUCACAGGUCCAAGAAGCCUUACCUCAACCACCGGAUGUUCCCUGUCACAACCUCGAACCAGGGGAUUGGAUCUACGUAAAGGUCUAUCAACGGAAAAACGCACUUCAACCCAGAUGGAAAGGACCUUUCCAGGUACUUCUGACCACUAAUUCUGCUGUUCGUUGCCAAGGUCACCAAACGUGGACUCACGCCUCGCACUGCAAGAAGGUAUCACCUCCAUUGGACCCCGAAGCAGCUGUAUUCCAACCAAGGUUGGGAUCUUUCCCUGAGGCCAAGGACAAAGACCCUCAGAACCUCACUCAGGCAAGUGAGGAGCAUCAGGGUGCGAGUGCUAGUAACCUCUCCCCUGAACCCAACACCUCAGCCCAGCCGGAUUCAUCAGUUGAAGAACGAAGAUAUCAUCUUCGGCCUCGAAGAAAGUGAAUGCUCCCAUUCGGAAGAUCACCACCUCGAUCAAGACCAAGAGCCGACAUUAUCAGUCCUUUAGGUAACUUGAGCCCAGAGGACGAAGAAAGACUUUGGCUGCCAUCCUGGGUUUGGCUAGUAGUGUUCUUUUUCUUACUGGUGCUGGUUAUGUUUGUUGUUAAGAUUCUUUGUCCCUCCUGUAUCUAAAAAUGGCACUGAUAUCCUUAUAUAUCACACUUGGGUAUCUCAGUAUCACCCAAGCGGGGUGGGAGAAAAAUUUGUAUUUGCACAUCUCCUGUACGGUGGCUCAAGCUGGAAAUAAAAGUGACUGCUGGAUAUGCUCUCACAGCCCAGCGCACCUACACAAAGGAAUCCCAAUGAUCGGAGUACCAAUAUCCCUCCAGCAAUGGGGAACAAUAAACGGCGGCUUCGUUAGACACUACUCGUUAGCUGCCCAUCGGUCCGCUCCUAAAGAAUGGAGGGCCACCCCUACUAACUGGAUAAUCUCCCCAAGAGUAGAGGUGCCUUUCUGUUACAGAUUCAACAACACCGGAGCUUAUAAUAAAGCCACACCUGUAGGACACUACCCUCAUUGCCUUACUACUCUAGAUUAUAGCCCUAGUAGCACCAGUGGAAUCCUGUUGGGUAACAUACCCUCUCUCAAUUGUACAGGAUUCAUGGUCUACAACUUUUCUAAGGAACCUCAUGUUGCUCUCAUUGCAAACAGAUCGGAAUUUUACAUUGACUCCAAUUUUACUUGUAAUAUAUCUCGGUCCAGCAGGAUAGCAGCUAAACGUGGUCCGUCCUAUACGAUGCAUAUCAAUCGAAAGUGCCGGAUAUGGCACAACACCUGUCGAGAUUUGAGUACCCUUUCUGCCCCAGGCCUUUACUGGCUCUGCAGAAACAGGGCUCAUAAAAUCUCGCCCUGGAAUUGGGUGGGGGCAUGCACUCUUGGACGUGUUAUCCCUGGUUUUGAAAUGCAUAGUGCGAUAUAUCUGGAACAAGUAAAAAAUUUCAACCAUCACAUGGAAAGGGCGGUUAACCCCUUAGCUACCAGAAACACAGGAUUCCAUCGAUUUGUGAGAACCUUCAUACCGUGGCUUGGAGUAAGAGAAUUGGAACUAGCCAUAAUUAACAUUUCAGCCACAAUGGAAGCUAUGGGAAAUGCCACUGCAGAUGCAAUUCAGGCUCUGCAAGAAGAGAUCUCCCAGAUCUCACAAGUAACUAUACAACACCGCAUAGCCCUAGAUUACCUAUUGGUAUCCCAGGGAGGAGUAUGUGCCUUAGUAAACUCCACCUGUUGUGUCUAUGUCAAUCAGGACAUGCGAAUCGAAACUGACAUUCGCAAAAUCCGAAAUCAGUUAAGGGUCUUACAUCAAGUGGCCUCAGAAAAUACUGACUGGGGUCUAGAAGAAAUGUGGUCUUGGCUAACCUCCUGGCUCCCAGAUUUCAGGGCCCUUGGCAAGAAAAUCCUGUAUGGAAUAUUGUUUGUCUUGAUAGUUCUGAUAAUGUUUUAUGUAUUAGUGCAACUGAUCCUCUGCUGCGUGAAAGCCAGCAGGAGAAGCUUUAGCAAGGCAAGAAAACCCACAGCAGAGUCUAGAAUAAUAGUGUUACAAAAGUGUGAGCAGAUUGAAAGAAAACAUGAAAGGCUGCAUGAUGAAAUAGAGGGGCUCAUGAGAAUGAAAGUUUAAGGCUAAAGUGAGACUAAAUAGUCUCAAAGGGGGGGGGCUGUGGAAUCAGAAAAAAUAUAUGCCUUAAACUUUGAUUAUUUUAGUUAUAAGAUGACAUAACCACUUUGUGGAGAAUUGCUGGCUCUGUACAGUAGAACAGAUAAGGGCAAGUGUUUGUUCUUUGUAACUCCUCUGCAACUGCUUCGCUCACCGCGGCCUUGAAGGUAGCAAAAAGUAUGUACAAAGUAGAUUUCCAGGUGCAAGAAGGAGGUUUGUGAACUAACCUCACCUCCCACAUUAGUUCCCAUCCUGAUUACAACAAAGAAAUAAUGAAGUAAUAUUAUAGCCGCUUUUCAUGCUAAUUUCACUAUAUGAUCACGUGAGUUGUAAGCGACUGUUAAAAAGUAUAUAAGCCUCCUGAUUUUGCUCUUGGGGGGGGGGACCCCUUCCAAGUGCUUGGAAAAUCCAUGUCACUUUGGAACUCCCCCUACAGCUGUAGUUUCUUUUGAAUAAAAGCUUCUGCUGACCUGACCCAAAAGUAUGCUGCGUGUGUUUCCACGACACCAGCUUAGUGCAUCUCAGAAAAUUUGGUCAGCUAUCAUUGAACUGAGAAUCACAAUGAAAUUUCUUUUCAAUAAUUCACUUUUAUUUAUUAACUUUCUUUUUUUGUGUUUUUGAUUCUCUCU
Molecule: messenger RNA, 3462 nt
Organism: Alligator mississippiensis (American alligator)
Lineage: Eukaryota; Metazoa; Chordata; Crocodylia; Alligatoridae
Product: endogenous retroviral envelope protein HEMO-like
Exons: 3
Coding region: 1316-2797 (493 amino acids)
Source: RefSeq, a predicted model, not a curated record